Messenger RNA from Chironomus riparius, 1587 nucleotides. The record is from the annotation of a GenBank genome assembly. Lineage: Eukaryota; Metazoa; Arthropoda; Insecta; Diptera; Chironomidae.
AUGUUGAUAUCAAAAGUGAUAAAACCUUUCAGUCGCAUAAAGCUUCCGAUGGCAAAAAGUAACUUUUGUACAGCAUCAACGAUGCAUGUUAAAAAAACAUUUGAGAACGCAAUAAGUGCUCUUAAUAAUUUGCAAAGUAAUGCGUCAGCAGUUAAUUUAUCAUUAAAAUUAAGACAGCAACAGAUACAUGAUGAAGCUAAUUUGAAUCUAAGAGAUACAGAGAAAUUCUUGGAACGCAUCGAUGGAUUUAAUAUGAAGUCGCUGGAUCGACUGUCUAUAAUUCAUGUUAGCGGAAGUAAAGGAAAAGGUUCAGUUUGCACUUAUACGGAUGCUAUUUUACGUGAAUAUAAUGUUAAAACAGGGCUAUUUACAUCUCCACAUCUUAUUUCUGUAACUGAAAGGAUCAAGCUAAUGGGAAUUUCAAUAGAUAAAAGUGAUUUCAACAGAUACUUUUGGGAAGUUUACGAUGCACUACAGAGCAAGAAAAGCCACGAAAAUGAUUUACCAUCAUAUUUUAAAUUUCUGCAAAUCAUGGCUUUUUAUAUCUUUGUGAAGGAAGAAGUAGAUGUUGCUAUUGUGGAGGUAGGAAUUGGCGGUGAAUAUGAUUCAACAAAUAUUUUAAGAAAUACUGAAAUUGUUGGAAUUACUGCUUUACAAUUAGAACAUACGCAAUUAUUAGGAAAGACAUUAGAAGAAAUUGCAUGGCAAAAGGCUGGAAUUAUUAAAAAAGAUUCGUUUGUUUAUUACAUGAAACAAUCAAAAGAUAGCGUGGCUAACGUAAUUGAAGAACGAUUUAAAGAGUUGAAAGGCAAAAGGUUAUCUCCAGUUCCAUUUUUUGAUGAGUAUGUGUGGCAUAAUUGCAGCCUUCCCGAUUUCAAGCAAACGUCAGACAUUAAUAAAAUUAAUUUUUCAUUAGCAGCACAACUAAGUGCUCGAUGGCUUAAAAAUAGAAUGUUGUUAUCAGAAAGAUAUUUUAGUGAUAAUGUGCUAAUAGUCAUCGAAAGUAAAUUUAUAGAUGCAAUUCAGAAAUGCCAAGUUGAAGGUCGAUUUCAACAGAUUAAAUCAGCUGGAAUUAAUUUUUAUCUUGAUGGAGCACAUACGAUUGACAGCAUGUUUAUCACAUCAAACUGGUUUUCCUCAAAAAUUGAAAAUGAAAAAACUUUGAGCAUUCUACUUUUUAACGUGACUGGUGACAGAGAUUCUGAGCACAUCUUAAAUUCAUUACAUUCGAUUCCAUUUGAUUUUGUUUGCUUUACUACUAAUAUUGCGAGCGAAGAAACAAAUAAGCAAUGUGAAAACUAUACUGAUAUUCAUCAAAAUGUUCAAUAUGAUAGAUGCUUAAAACACAAAGAAAUUUGGACAACAAUGAAUGCAGACAAGAGAUUAAAAUCGAGUGAUAUUGAAUGCUUUAAGACAAUACAAGAUGCUUUAGACUAUAUAUGCAACAUUAAAGACAAUAAUUUAAUGCCAAUAAAUGUACUGAUAACAGGAUCUUUGCAUUUAGUAGGAGGAUCAUUAAAAAUAAUUAAGAGUAUAGAAAACAUUGAUAUGAUCAAUGAAAAAUUCACAGAGAGAAAUAUGACAUAA